AUGUCGGCAAUUAAACGUUUUUUUUCAAGUCAUAAAACAACAUCGAACUCAAAAAUUAAUAGUAGUCAGCAUCAUGAAAAUCAAACUUCACAAAAUAAAUCAUCUAAUAAUACGAUUGUUGCUAUUGAAAAAAUACCGGUAACAAACGAAACAUUUGAUCAUGAAGAAAUCAAAGAAAAUACGACUCCAACAACAGAAAUGCCAAUAAAAUCCGAUACUAUUCCAUCACCUCCAUCACCAGAAAUGGGAACAUCAAAUGAUAACGACGAGAAAAAAUCAUCAAAAUCUACAAGUUGGACCAUUGAAGAUUUUGAAAUUGGUAAUUUACUCGGACGUGGUCGAUUUGGUUAUGUAUAUUGUGGUCGAGAAAAACAAACACGUUUUGUUGUUGCACUUAAAAUCUUAUUUAAAGCUCAACUGAAAAAUUCGAAAAUGGAACAACAAGUUAAACGUGAAAUAGAAAUUCAAUCAAAUCUCAAACAUCCAAAUAUUUUACGUCUGUAUGGAUUUUUUCAUGAUGAACAAAGAAUUUAUUUGUUACUUGAAUAUGCACCCGGUGGUGAAUUAUAUCGACGAAUGCAAACAGAAAAAGUUUUACGUGAAAAUAUUAAACCAGAAAAUAUUCUCAUUGGAAAAUAUAGCAUUCUAAAAUUAGCGGAUUUUGGUUGGUCUGCUGAAAGUACGUCGACAUGCAAACGAACAACUCUUUGUGGUACAUUAGAUUAUUUACCACCAGAAAUGCUUAAUGGAAAUGGUUAUGAUGAAAAAAUUGAUCUUUGGUGUCUUGGUGUUCUCACUUAUGAAAUGAUAAUUGGUAAACCACCGUUCGAUAGUCAAACUCAACAUGAAACAAUUCGUAUGAUAAGAUCAAUUGAAUUGACAUUUCCGACAGGAACAUCACCUGAUCUUCGCGAUUUAAUUACGAAGUUACUUCGUCGAAAUCCAGCUGAUCGAUUACCUUUGAAAGAUGUUGCACAACAUGCAUGGAUAGUAAAAAAUGCAGAUAUAGCUGCUAUUGAAGAAAGCUAUGUUAAACGAAAGAAAACAUUAAAUAGAGAAAAUUAA
Rotaria socialis is the source of this 1065-nucleotide messenger RNA. The record is from the annotation of a GenBank genome assembly. NCBI's taxonomy places the organism in Eukaryota, Metazoa, Rotifera, Eurotatoria, Philodinida, Philodinidae.